AUGCGAGGAGCAGACCCAGUGACUACGGGAACCAGCAUCAAUGUUGUACAGUUGCAGCGAGGACGACGACCCUGGACGAAGUGGAACACUGCAAAGGACAACCAUUCAUGUGAGCGUUGCGGCGGCCCCCACGCAACACACAUGUGCCGUCAUCGAAACACCAAGUGCCACCAUAGCGGCAGGAAAGGUCAUCUGGCGAAGGUUUGCAGCAGUGGCCGCCCUCGAGAACGUGGUGCCUUUGCCGUCGAGGAAAUGGAAGGUGAGAGCGAAGAAGAAAUGUUGCUUGCUCUUGUCGGUCACAGCUCCGCCGACAGAGCUACGUUGAAGCCUCUCGAGGAAGAGUUGACGUGGCAGGGCCGGAAAUUGCGAAUGAUUCUUGACACGAGUUCUCCGGUCAGCGUCAUUCCGAUGAACAUAUUUAAGAAACAUCGCAAAUGGUGGCCGGCACUGGAAAAAACUUUUCUCCGCUUAACAUGCUUCCUCGGGCCAUUGCCAGUUGUCGGCGAGAUAACCAUGAGGGUUCAGUCUGGAUCGACUGUUGUGACCAGCACGCUAAUCGUGGUGGCAUGUAACGGCCCACUGCUCUGCGGCCGCAGCACGAUAGAGGGCUUCCGUAAGGCCGGUGUGUCCUUCUGGGACACUAGAACCAGCUCAAGUCUAAAUGUUCUUCGUGUUAACAAGAUGACGCCGCUGCUCGAUGAGUUUUCGCAUCUUUUCGAGAACAAGCUUGGCUGUUGCAAGGGCCCCCCUGUGCAAUUACACCUCAAAGAAGGAGCCCGCCCCCGUUUCUGCAAGGCACGUACAGUGCCUUAUGCCAUGCGCUCCAAAGUUUCGGCCGAACUCGACCGUCUUGUGCAAGACGGAGUGCUUUCGCCGAUAAGCAUUUCAGAUUGGGCAACACCGGUGGUUGCGGUAGCAAAAAAGAACGGCGAUAUACGAUUGUGCGGCGACUUCAAGUUAACAGUCAACCCGGCGUCUCACUUGGAACAGUAUCCCCUGCCCAAAGUUGAAGACAUAUUUGCGGCGCUUUCGGGAGGCGAAGUAUUCAGCACUUUGGACGUACGCAACGCGUACAAUCAGGUGCCACUAGACGACGAAGCCAGAAAGACGGCGGUAGUCAGCACACACCGGGGCCUUUACUGCUACAAUCGCCUAGCAUUUGCGAUUGCUUCAGCCCCCGCCUUGUUCCAGUGA
This is a messenger RNA of Dermacentor andersoni, 1194 nucleotides long. The record is from RefSeq and is a predicted model, not a curated record. NCBI's taxonomy places the organism in Eukaryota, Metazoa, Arthropoda, Arachnida, Ixodida, Ixodidae.